This is a messenger RNA of Aspergillus thermomutatus, 1725 nucleotides long. RefSeq lists its product as uncharacterized. Lineage: Eukaryota; Fungi; Ascomycota; Eurotiomycetes; Eurotiales; Aspergillaceae. Gene Ontology annotation, cellular component: fungal-type vacuole; plasma membrane. The record is from RefSeq and is a predicted model, not a curated record. The coding region runs from base 1 to 1725 and encodes 574 amino acids. Gene Ontology annotation, molecular function: tripeptide transmembrane transporter activity; dipeptide transmembrane transporter activity. Gene Ontology annotation, biological process: transmembrane transport. The transcript has 5 exons.
AUGGACACUUCAGCCGAGGAGGACAAAGCUGAACGAGGACGAGCAGCAUACAUCGCUCAGUUUUCGACAGCGCCAGACAGCGAAGCAGCGACUGAAGAUGAGAUCCGGGAGCUGGAACAUGUCGCAGCCAGACUGCCGGCGCGGGUUUGGCUUGCCGCAACGAUUGGAAUGGCGGAGCGGUUUGCGUACUAUGGCACACAGACUCUCUUUCAGAACUAUCUCCAGAACAGUCCAGGUGACCUCAUACCCGGUGCAAUAGGAUUAGGAAAGUCUCAUGCUACAACGGUCAACUUGGCUUUCACAGUUGCGGUGAAUCUGUUGCCAUUGCCAGCAUCGAUCCUGGUUGAUGGACGUUUAGGGAGAUAUAGGUCUCUACAGAUCUUCACUGGAAUCUACGCUCUAGGGUCUGCAAUUUUGUUCGGCACCUCAUUUCCCUCGGAAAUGAGGAGCGGCGUUGCUCUUAUAGGGUUCAUUUUGGGAAGCACCCUGAUUGCUGUGGGACUUGGAGGUGUUCAAGCUUCAGUGCAGCCUUUUAUUGGUAAUAUGCUCAGCGUUAUGUUCACCCAGUUCGGAGAGGACCACACUCACUGCUUGCCCAGCGGACCAAUAUACAGAGCAAACUAUGCGAAUAAGAACCAGGAAGAAUGGCCAGCGGGUGGUAGAAAGUCGCGAAAUGGCUCUCUACUGACUCGGGAUCGUCAUUCUAGGAUGGUAAAUGUCGGCUCACUGGGAAGCAUUGCCACCACCUUGAUGGAGAAGUACAUUGGCUUCUGGUCCGCGUAUCUGCUGGAUCUGUGUGCCGUCCUACUUGCGGUGGUGAUUGUCCAUUUGGCGAGACCAAAAUUCGUCCAUCCUGUAGCACAAGGGUCUGUUCUUCCCCGUGCAGCUCGCUGCCUAUGGUAUGCUGCCCGGGAUGGAUUCAGCCUGGACGCCGCUGGGCCAGAGCACCAGUUAGAGAACCACCAGCGAGUGGUACCAUGGGACAAGGAAUUUAUUGCUGAGCUUCGGGGUGCGCUGUCUGCAUUCAAAAUCUGGUACUUCCUCUCCAAUACCCAUUCCCAAGUUGUCAUCCUUUCAUUCGAUGUAGCUUCUAACGGCAGCAGCAUUGGAUGGCCCAUUUUUUGGGUAUGCAUGGGACAGGGCGCUCAAGUCUCAAUCUCGCAAGCCGGACAAAUGGAAACCCACGGGAUUCCCAACGACCUGAUCAAAUCGUCGAACCCAGUCGCCUACGUGGUCUUCGGCGUGCUUGUCCAAAAACAGCUCUAUCCUCUCCUCCAACGACGCAAGAUCCACUUCAGCCCCGUCAAUCGCAUCAGCCUGGGAUUCUUUAUCAUGUCUGUGGCAAUGGCGUAUUCUGCAGUCGUGCAAGCAAUCAUCUAUCGCUCUGGUCCAUGUUACUCCCACCCACUGUCAUGCGCCGCGUCUGGCGGCCGCACUCCUAACCAAGUGUAUGUCCUGCUUCAGCUGCCGACUUUUGUGAUCAUCGCCCUGGCCGAGGUGUUUUGCUGGCCGACCGGAUCAGAGUACACGUAUUCGCAUGCCCCGAAGAGCAUGAAGUCGGUUCUGCAGGCGUGCUAUAUCAGCACCGCCGGAGUCGGAUAUCUGUUAGGAAUGGCCUUGUCGCCUCUGGCUCGGGAUCCUUUACUUGUGGUGCUAUGGUCUGUGACGGCGGCGAUGAUGUUUGCGACUGCCUGUGCUUUUUGGAUUGCAUUCCGGAAGGACUAG